AUGCAAAAACGCCAACUUUCUGCAACUCGCACACGUUUGACGCUUCAUGCGGAACCCCAGAUUGAUGCGAUCUAUCACACCGGCGUGGUAGUCGGCGGUAUUGAGUACUUUUUUGGAGGCGGUGUACAACGUUGCAUCGCUGGACAGACCCCGUUCGGGGCUCCCCUACGUACUGUGGAGCUUGGAGUCACCCAUAUACCUAAGGACGUGCGGGAAGAGUUGCUUGCGGACUUGAGUACACGUUAUAAACCACAAGAUUACAACCUUAUCACUAAGAACUGCAACCACUUCUCCAGUGCCUGGGCGGAGCUGCUCACCGGAAACCCCAUUCCGGACGAGUAUGUCGGCCAAGCCCAGCGGAUUUUGCAAUCGCCCAUUGGGCAGAUGCUGCUGCCCAUAAUGGAGCAAAUGGAACAGCAGUACGGCAACGUGACAGCGGCUGGCUUCCAGCAACCACCAACAGGCGGUCGGUAGGGGUGUGAAGCACAUCCUUCACCUUGUGGCCAAGGCCGCGUGCGGCCCUUGCGGCUCUAGGCACGUAGGUCCAAGGCAAGAGGAACGUUAACACCAUUUACAGGAGCGUCUUCAUUCAUUCAGUAGUAUUCCAGUCUCCAUCGGACCUGUGCUGCCAGGGGCAGAUAGCCUCUGCCCUCUCGUAUGACUGCGGUGCUCCCAAAUUGCCGAGUUGUACUAGUGGUAGUGGUAUAAUGCGUCGUGUGCAGUUAUACUUAACACCGUGGCUACCCAUCGCAGGCAGGAUAACGACACAAAUUUUAGCCGCCGCUUUGUGUGCGCGUGCCAAGGCAACGCUUGGUGGCGGUUGUGGAACGGUUCCGGAUAGUUUCGGUUGUGGAAUGGUUUCCGUUUCUAACUGGGCGGCACAAUCGACGGGUAGGUGAUGAGACUUGCUA
This is a messenger RNA of Volvox carteri f. nagariensis, 911 nucleotides long. RefSeq lists its product as uncharacterized. Gene Ontology annotation, biological process: protein modification by small protein removal. Bases 1 to 474 code for a protein of 157 amino acids. Gene Ontology annotation, molecular function: peptidase activity. The transcript has 3 exons. The record is from RefSeq and is a predicted model, not a curated record. Lineage: Eukaryota; Viridiplantae; Chlorophyta; Chlorophyceae; Chlamydomonadales; Volvocaceae.